This is a messenger RNA of Blumeria graminis f. sp. triticale, 939 nucleotides long. NCBI's taxonomy places the organism in Eukaryota, Fungi, Ascomycota, Leotiomycetes, Helotiales, Erysiphaceae. The record is from the annotation of a GenBank genome assembly.
AUGGCUCAGUCUCUCGAGGCAAAGAUAGUCGUGUUGGGUGCGCAAGGGGUAGGAAAGACAAGUUUGGUACACCGAUACGUUCGGAAUCAUUUCCAACCCACUAAUAUCACGAGUACGGUUGGAGCAAGCUUUCUCACUAAAAGAGUGAUAGAUGAUGAAAGUGACACAGUAGUGCGGCUUCAGAUCUGGGAUACAGCUGGACAGGAACGAUUUCGAUCUAUAUCGCGUCUCUACUACCGUGGCGCCAAUGCUUGUAUUCUCUGUUACAGCAUCACAGACUCGGAAUCAUUCACAGAAAUGGGAGUAUGGCUGCUUGAACUUCGCCGUAACUUACCACCCGACAUAAUUCUGCACGUCGUCGGCACCAAAUCUGAUCUAGUGACUCGCAAUCCCUCGUUUCGCCAAGUUCCAUUCGAACGAUGUAUCGCGUACGUGGCUGAAAACCUUGCGCCGGGGAUGGGUGGUACUCCGCCGGCUAGUGCUGGUGCUGGGGAGCGCUGGAGCGAAAAUCGUGUCGGAAUAUUCGAGCGUGCAUUCAGUGGUGCUGAGGAUGCGCGUAGUCCCAGCAGCAAGCGCAGCUCCGGAUUCUGGGGCCAAGAGAUCGGUUGGGACUGUUGCCAUGAGGUCUCAGCUGAAUCAGGCGAGGGUAUCGACGAAGUAUUUCGUGUUAUAACUCGGAAACUCGUCAACCAGAACUUUCAAAGUCAAGAGGGACCCCUGAGCCGAGUACAGAGUCCCGGUAUGGAAGAUAGUGAGAAUGGCGAGAGUGGGAUAUACCCUGAGCGUAAUGCAGCAGCAAGGUCGGGCGGCAGUUUUCGGGUAGGAAGAGACCGUAGGAGUUGGUUUGGCGUACCUGUGGAGAGCUUUGCAGAGGAAGUGAGAGCUACUUCUGGAGAAACUGAAAAUAUCACUAGGCGAAAGGGCAAAGGCUGUUGUUAA